AUGACGAGCGUGUCAGCAGGGGGAUCUGCUGCUCAAAAAGCUAAACCUCCCGUAGUACAGCCUGGCACAGGCAACAAUAUCAUCAUAAAUCCCAACCAGCGCUUGAACCCUGUUCUUGAAUGCAUUCGCAAUGUCGGCAAAGAAUUCGGUGAUAUCGUUCCCGACUUCCAAGUGGGGCGUACUUCUGGUGUGCUCUUCCUCAGUCUGAAAUAUCACCGCCUGCACCCAGAGUACAUUCAUACUCGCAUAGAGAAACUUGGGCAUGCAUAUAAUCUCAGAAUUUUGCUUAUCAUGUGCGAUGUUAGCGAGCAUCAGGAGCCAAUCCGGGAGCUUACCAAGGUCUGUCUCAUCAAUAACAUCACCAUCAUCGUCGCAUGGAGCAUCGAAGAAGCAGGGCAGUAUAUCUCUACACUCAAGCAGUUUGAGCACAAACCACCAGAUCUCAUCAAGGAGCGUGUGGACAAGGACUACAAUGCUGUCCUCCGCACUGCGCUCACCAGCAUCAAUAAGGUGAACAAAACUGACGUCGAGACGUUGCGCUCGUCACUUGGGCUAGCGGACCAGAGCUUCGCCGACAUAGCUCGCGCCCCAUCUGAUCACUUACAGACCUUACCGGGCUUUGGCCCCGUGAAAGUUCGUCGCAUUAAAGACGCCUUCGACAAAACGUUUCGAAAUCGUGCUACCAGCGCUGUAUUUUCUGUGGGUUCGCAACUCACACGGGGUGCUGGCGACGAGGUCGUGUCUACGUCCAACAGAAAAUCCGUUCUGGAGGUGACAGAACCUAGGGCUGCCCCAGGUUCAAAAGCGAUAUUUGACCUGGUACCUGCACAAAGUGGCAAAGGAAAAGGAAAAGAACUAGCGCAACGUAGCCCAAGCCCAGUGUGGGACAUAGAACUCGACCUCGACAGUCCUCCCCCCGUUGCUUCUUCCGGACCUCCACUUCCACGUGAACCGGCGCCAGUAUGGGAUAUCGAGCUUGACCUUAACGAUGACUCGGAUGACCUGUAUGUUGAUCCACGACUGGCUGCUAAGAAGGGGUUCGGGCGGGCUGGGAGCUCAUUGGGCUCAGAUGAAUGAGGCUCAUACGUCGUGGUGGAUACGACCUGAGUAUUGUUCCCAUGCACAUUCGCUGCCCACACAAUAAAGAUUGGAGUAGUUGACGUGUCACAAAAACCGGAAAACAACAUUCAGACCAAACUACAAAUACUAAGGAAGGUAAAGGGUGCAGAGCAUACACGAUUUAAAGCUGGUUGACAGCGGAUUCAUCUACAAUAGGUAUGCUAUAAUGGACAUAAUAUGUUAUUGCAACAGGCAAAGAGACGGGGAAUAGAAUUAUCGGUAGCUCAUACAAUUGAAAGAAAGUAUCGUCUGAGCAUAAAACAUGAUGAUGUCGGAAGGGGCAUUGUGCAGAAGCAAAGAAGUGGAGGUUAACAUCCACAUGAAAUCGCACGGUAGAAAGUGAGGUAUGCGUGAAACGAGUAGCAAAGAGAAGAGAGUAAGC
Molecule: messenger RNA, 1501 nt
Organism: Suillus bovinus
Lineage: Eukaryota; Fungi; Basidiomycota; Agaricomycetes; Boletales; Suillaceae
Product: restriction endonuclease type II-like protein
Exons: 7
Coding region: 1-1077 (358 amino acids)
Biological process (GO): mitotic recombination; UV-damage excision repair; meiotic mismatch repair
Cellular component (GO): nucleotide-excision repair factor 1 complex; nucleus; ERCC4-ERCC1 complex
Molecular function (GO): damaged DNA binding; single-stranded DNA binding
Source: RefSeq, a predicted model, not a curated record